This is a messenger RNA of Brassica rapa (field mustard), 1000 nucleotides long. Its product is annotated as probable ferredoxin-4, chloroplastic. NCBI's taxonomy places the organism in Eukaryota, Viridiplantae, Streptophyta, Magnoliopsida, Brassicales, Brassicaceae. Gene Ontology annotation, molecular function: electron transfer activity; 2 iron, 2 sulfur cluster binding. The record is from RefSeq and is a predicted model, not a curated record. Gene Ontology annotation, biological process: electron transport chain. Gene Ontology annotation, cellular component: plastid.
AUUUAAUUAGCUAAGUUACCUCAUACUACUAUUUGGACUAAUUCAACCUUAUCUACAUUAUGAGUGAAUCAGACCACACCACGUUGGUUUGGGAGGCCUCUUGUGAGCUGUGACUACACGUAGCAUCUCUCUAUGCACGUGUUACAUGCAUGAUCUUCGCGCUGAUGUAUCAUGUAUGGCUUUGAAUAUAUAAGUUUUAUCUUGAUUCAUUGUUUUUACACAGUUUCAACCGAAUAGAAUGCAUAAUGGAUCAAUUUGUGCUCUCAUGGAGCAUCAAACCUCCUCUAAUAUCAACAUCACGUGGUCAACUUAUGACCACGCUCAAGAAGCCUUUUUUCUUGUCGUUUUCGCCGUCGUUGAGAUUAGGUAAUAGUGUGAAGGUGUUUGCAAUGGCGUCUAGAAGGGUGAAACUGAUUGAUCCGGAGGGUGAGGAGAAGGAGAUCGAAGUAAAAGAAGGUAGUUGCAUACUUGAAUCCGCGGAGAACGCGGGGAUGGAACUGCCAUACUCUUGUAGGUCAGGGACUUGUGGGACGUGUUGCGGGAAGAUAGUGUCCGGGAAAGUGGAUCAGUCACUAGGUUCUUUCCUUGAAGAAGAGCAGAUUCAGAAGGGUUAUAUACUCACAUGCAUCGCUCAACCACGAGAGGACUGUGUCGUCUACACCCAUAAGCAAACCGAUCUUUACUGAGUCCCACAGUCUGGCAUUUUGGCAUAGUCAGCUGGAAUUAACGAUGGGUAUGUAAUUGGUCCUCAAUAUAUAGGCCCGUUUGUUAAAGCCCACUAAGAAAUGAAAUAAUAUUGGGCUUUUGUCCAGUUGCAAAUAUGGAUGACUACCACUGGACUUUUAUUUAUUUCUGUGUGUGACUGUGGGUUUUCUAAUAUUUUUUAGGUAGGCUUACAUUUUCAUCUUCAUUUUGAGAAAGAUUUUCAAACAUAAAUAACAGAAAUAAAUAGAACAUUGAUAAAACAAACAAAAAUCCUUAUAAACUAAGUAAAAUUAUA